GGUCGGAGCCCGCGGGGGGUGGGGAGGGUGGCGGAGAAAUGGGGAACAAUGCGAGUGAGCAACUUCAGGAAGUCAUUGUGAAAGAAAGCUGGGAAGAGCUCGGCGGCCAAGUUAGCAGGGCAUUCUAACAAGUGCAUGCGCCGCCCGCGCCCGGGGCGGCGACUGCGGCGACAGCCCCUGGGUCCCCGCGGAGAGCCGCCGAGCCCGGGCGGGACCUUGGAGGUGGCGAGGCGGUCGGCCCCGGGCGAGCCCGGCAGGGCAGAGGGAGCCCCGGCCCCGAGGUUGCUCUUCGCGCCCGAGGAUCAGUCUUGGCCCCCAAAGUGCGACGCACAAAUCCACAUAACCUGAGGACAAUGGACGCUGAUGAGGGUCAAGACAUGUCCCGAGUUUCAGGGAAGGAAAGCCCUCCAGUGAGCGACACUCCAGAUGAUGGGGAUGAGCCCAUGCCGGUCCCCGAAGACCUUUCCACCACGUCUGGGGGACAGCAGAGCUCCAAGAGUGACAGAGGAGUGGCCAGUAAUGUUAAAGUAGAGGCUCAGAGUGAUGAAGAGAAUGCGCGUGCCUGUGAGCUGAAUGGGGAAGAAUGUGCGGAGGAUUUACGAGUGCUUGAUGCCACGGGAGAGAAAAUGAAUGGCUCCCACAGUGGCCAAGGCAACAGAGCUCUGUCGGGAACCGGAGGCAUUCGACUUCCUAACGGCAAACUAAAGUGUGAUGUCUGUGGGAUAAUUUGCAUCGGCCCCAAUGUGCUCAUGGUCCACAAGAGAAGCCACACUGGGGAGCGGCCUUUCCAGUGCAACCAGUGCGGGGCCUCCUUCACGCAGAAGGGCAACCUGCUCCGGCACAUCAAGCUGCACUCCGGGGAGAAGCCCUUCAAGUGCCACCUUUGCAACUACGCGUGCCGCCGGCGGGACGCCCUCACGGGCCACCUGAGGACGCACUCCGUUGGUAAACCUCACAAAUGUGGAUAUUGUGGCCGAAGCUAUAAACAGCGAAGCUCUUUAGAGGAACAUAAAGAGCGUUGCCACAACUACUUGCAAAGCAUGGGUCUUCCAGGCACGCUGUACCCAGUCAUUAAAGAAGAAGCUAAUCAGAGUGGGAUGGCAGAAGAUCUGUGCAAGAUAGGAUCAGAGAGAUCCCUCGUGCUGGACAGACUAGCAAGUAACGUCGCCAAACGUAAGAGCUCUAUGCCUCAGAAAUUUGUUGGGGACAAGUGCCUGUCGGACAUGCCCUAUGACAACAGCGCCAGCUACGAGAAAGAGAAUGAGAUGAUGCAGACCCACGUGAUGGACCAGGCCAUCAACAACGCCAUCAGCUACCUGGGGGCCGAGUCCCUGCGCCCGCUGGUGCAGACGCCCCCCGGCAGCUCGGAGGUAGUGCCAGUCAUCAACCCCAUGUACCAGCUCCACAAGCCCCACGCGGAGGGGCCCCCGCGGUCCAACCACUCAGCCCAGGACAGCGCCGUGGAGAACCUGCUGCUGCUUUCCAAGGCCAAGUCGGUGUCCUCCGAGCGGGAGGCGUCCCCAAGCAACAGUUGCCAAGACUCGACGGACACGGAGAGCAAUAACGAGGAGCAGCGGAGCAGUCUCAUCUACCUGACCAACCACAUCAACCCGCACGCCCGCAACGGCCUGUCCAUCAAGGAGGAGCACCCCGCCUACGACGUGCUGCGGGCGGCCUCCGAGAGCUCCCAGGACGCCUUCCGGGUGAUCGGCACGAGCGGGGAGCCCAUGAAGGUGUACAAGUGCGAACACUGCCGGGUGCUCUUCCUGGACCACGUCAUGUACACCAUCCACAUGGGCUGUCACGGCUUCCGUGAUCCUUUUGAGUGCAACAUGUGCGGCUACCACAGCCAGGACCGGUACGAGUUCUCGUCCCACAUCACGCGGGGCGAGCACCGCUUCCACAUGAGCUAAGCCGGGCCGAGCGAGGCACGCGGGCCCCCGGGCCCUCCCCUCCUGCCAGUAGCCCCGGACUGGACCAGAACGUUGUGCUUUGAUUUCUAGGUGGUUUUUCAUUUAGUUUGGUUUUUUUUUUUUUUUUUUUAAGUCGGUCGUUUGGCUGGGGUUUGAUUUGCUUUUGAAAACAAGGAGAUUUUUAUUGUUAGAUGCAGGGUUACAUGGGGAGCCCCCCGCCCCGCGCCCCCCCCCCCCCCAAACUGCUGUGUUACUUACUAGAUGUGCUCAGAGACUGCUCGCGGAAAUCCCCCUCCCCUGGUGCUUCCUAGAAUUCCCCUCCUCUAAAGAAGUGCUCAUUUCCAGAGAAAGUUGCGUCAAAACAGGUCAGAGCCUGGGAAGGAAUGAGCUGGUUUCUGGGCUGAGCAUCCACGGCCCCAGACCCAGUGAGCACAGCCCCCCGGGUCAGCCUGGCAGGUGCCCCCCAACACAGCAGGGCUGAGAAACCCAAACCACAGCCUCUGACCGCAUGCAUCUCGGUCUGGAAGGCUGCAGUUUCUAAAAGAUGUGAUUAUAUAUAAGUCACAGCCUGCACAAAAAGUACAUUGUUGGAGAAAUGUUGGACUCCCCGGGCAAAGGGCGUGGGGAGGGGUCAGAGGACCUGGUAGUCUCCGUCUCAGUUUCCAAACCACUGUAGAAAUGCUCAGCCUUCUCCGGCUUGCCGGCAGGUGGAAGGAACCCCCAACUCCAAACUCACAGAGGCCGAUCUGGAGACCUCUGUCCUCUGCCUUCUGGCGUCUGUGCCUCUCAAGGCCCAGAGUCUGGCACUGCAGUUUUAACGUCCAUCCUGAAAUGCCGACCUUAAUUCCUUUGAACCUCUCAAAUGGUAACAUUCCAAGACUUCAUUCCAAAUGCCACACUCCUUCCUUCCUCGGCUGGUUCCACCGACAGCCAGAAGCCUGUUUCCCCUCAGAGGCCCAACCUAGACCCCAUUUCAACGACGUCACUGUUUUGUUUGUCGGUACAUUUCGUUCCCUGCCCUCACUCUACAUUAUUCUUGUCUUAAAAUCCAUAAAGGAAGCGUGCAGAAUGAUCAGUCAUUUUUAGAGCAAGGAACUAUGAUGAGCAAAGCCCAGGACCUGUGCCUAGCACGCAGAACCUACCUGUUAGAAACUAAACUUUGCAACAGUCUGAAACUCUCCCCAGAAGGACAGAGCAGCCCCUAUGUGCCCACCCAUAUAUAGGAGCCAUCCUUUCUCACUGGGGGGGGGGGGGGGGGGGCUUGGAACGUGCAGAGCGACCGCAUAACCUGCCAGCGAGGUCUGCCGGGAAAGAGGCAGAUGGUGCUGGAGGUAGAACCUUCCUCAGCCACGCUGCCGGGAACUCCCCUGAGAUGUUUGGUGACUCCGGGCCCCACUGGAAGGGGUAGCCCUCAAGGUUAAUUCUGUCUUUAAGUAUAAUAAUCCCAACCACCUAGGCAAGGAAGAGCGUACCAUUUCCAAUGUUUACGUGUUUUUGCCAAAACUGAACCAAUGUGAACAUGAAAAAAAAAAAAAGAAAAAUUGUCCAUAAGCACCUCUGCAUGCAGUCUAAAUCUGGGUUUCUUAGUCACGGUUCUCUUGACAUUUGGGGCUGGAUAAUUCUUUGGGGUGGGGGAUUCCCCUGCACCUUCCAGAAUAUUUAGCAUCAUCCCUGGUAGAUGCCAGUAGCACCCUCAUUUGACAACCAAAAAUCUCCCCAGAUGUUGCCAAAUGUCCCCUGGGGGGCAAGUCACCCCGAGUUGAGAACCACUGCUCAACUUCUAAACCAGUCAAAGGUCUGGGAAGCCUCCCAAAGAGCAAAGGCACUGUCCCCAUUGGGAGUCUAGCUCCUGACCCGUGUUCCUUUGUCUUCACUGUAAAUCCUAUAAGUGAAUGAGUACCUUUCAUUCUUCAGAAGCAAAUCUUCUCAUGAGUUUUGUUGAAAGGAUGGAGUCCACACAUGUCAUACCUGAGGCACGGGUUUCUUUGCUUAUGGUGUUUUGAAACUGGAAACAUAGUCGCAGUGACUGAGACUCGGGCACCCGGAUGCACUGAGUCCGGUAGAGACAGAUAGGGCGGCUGACAGCAGUAAUUCCACACACAAUCACAGAGAAAGCUACGCUUCAGCCAUAUGAACAUGCUCGAGGUGAAAGACUUCUGAGAUUUCCAGUUUGCCGGCCAGGUGAACCUGCCCUGUUCUUUUCCAUCCAUCCCACACAGCCAGUUGGUUGAAAGGAGUUACUUUUCCCCACCCCCGUGGCUUCAAACAAAGCUUAACCCAGAACUGUAAAUAGUGGCCACAGAUGUUCUUUCCUAAAAUGCUCCCCAUCCCCUCCCCCCCCUUCCACUGCCUUUUCCAGCCAAUGUAACCAUCUAUUUACACACCUUUUCUUGUGGUUUUAUAUUGUAACACCAUUUUUCUUUGAGAUUAUUGUGCUUAAGGUAAGGUCCCAUGGAAUGGCAACAAGUAAUUAAAUUAUGUUAGAAAGGUGGUCCUAUUCUGUACCAAAAGCUGUUAACGUUUUCUCUUCUAGCUGGUUAAAGUAGGAUUUUGCAUGACUUCA
Molecule: messenger RNA, 4476 nt
Organism: Zalophus californianus (California sea lion)
Lineage: Eukaryota; Metazoa; Chordata; Mammalia; Carnivora; Otariidae
Gene: IKZF1
Product: IKAROS family zinc finger 1
Exons: 8
Coding region: 354-1913 (519 amino acids)
Biological process (GO): regulation of transcription by RNA polymerase II
Molecular function (GO): DNA-binding transcription factor activity; RNA polymerase II cis-regulatory region sequence-specific DNA binding
Source: RefSeq, a predicted model, not a curated record